Messenger RNA from Fulmarus glacialis (Northern fulmar), 1376 nucleotides. RefSeq names its product C2 calcium-dependent domain-containing protein 4C-like. Bases 1 to 1302 code for a protein of 433 amino acids. The record is from RefSeq and is a predicted model, not a curated record. The transcript has a single exon. Lineage: Eukaryota; Metazoa; Chordata; Aves; Procellariiformes; Procellariidae.
AUGUGGUUCUUGGAAAAGAUCAGAGCAUCACAUGAAAAUGGAAACCUCCGUAGCUCCUCCUUCCUGGGACUGCCACCUGGACAAAAUCUGCCUGAAAAAGCCCGACUGGGGGCUGCUGCUUUUCCUAAUGUGCUCACCCCUGACAGCAUCCCUGAAUUCUGCAUUCCCCCCAGGGUGACCAGCUCUGGCCCUGUUAAGGGCAUUGGCUUCCACCAGGACUACAGUUCAGAGGAUGCAGAUCUUAAUUCUUCUCACUACAGCCCCAGCUCUUCUUUGCCACAUCUCAUUCAGGUGGAAAGUGCUGAAGAGAUCCCAGCCCUGGAGGAAGAAAGCACCAACUCGGACCCACAGUCCCAAGCAGCGCUCUCCCUGCCUCACUUUCCCAGAGCCCCCACUUCCUAUGGCUUCUGCACUUUGCUGGAGAGUCCCCACACCAGGAGAAAGGAGUCUAUCUUCCAUGGUGACCCACGUGGUGCUCUGCCCAGCCUGAUGCUGUCUCGAUCCAGAGCUAACACAUUCAGUGGCAAAGGGAGUAUGUCUAAUCCCAUUGCUAUCAGCUUUGCUUCUAUGAGGCUGCCUCCCAAGCAUCUCUCUCUGCACAGGCAAGGUGCCUGUGACAGCGAUACUGCCUCCUCCAGCGAUUCCUCUCCUUUCAGUUCUCCACUUCUCAGCAGGUCACCUCCCAGAUCCUGCUCCCUGAUCAAAACCCAAAGUCAGGAGGGAUUGCUCUGCCGAGCGCUGAAAGCCAAGAACAAAUCCAGCAUGGCCAGGAACAAUUCUCUCUCUACAGAGGAGAGCAGCUCCACCGAUAACAGCCCCAGUGCCAUCAGGCGGGCCUCAGAGGGGCUGCUUGCCACGCGGAGCUUUAGCAUGUCCUGUUCUCCCAUCUUUCCCCUGGACCUGACCCGUAGUCGGGAGAGACUAGUGGGAGAGAGCGCUGUGGUGAUGGACAAGGGAGGCAUGUUGAGGCUGUCGGCUGAAUACUGCUCGGAAAAUGAAAGGCUGCGGAUCCGUCUGAUCAGUGCAGAGGGUUUGUAUGAUGACUCUGUAGAGCCCAAAACCAUAAACUGCUGUAUCACCUUCUCCCUGGUGCCAGGGAAAAAGCAGAAGCAGAGAAGCACUGUUAUAAAGAGAAGCAGAAAUCCCAUCUUCAAUGAGGACUUCUUUUUCGAUGGCAUUGCAGAAGAAGAGCUUUACAGCCUCUCUGUAAGGAUGAAAGCAAUGAAUAAAGGGUGCAGUAUGAAACGGGAUUAUACCUUAGGAGAACGGGAAUUGUCUUUAAUGAGUAUGUUGUCAGUGUAAUACUUCAAACAUUCAAACAAACUAAUUUUGUCUUCUGAAAGUUUUCUACUAAAUAAAGUUUUGGGUUGACUUUU